CCCACAAUUGACUUUGCAACUCUCGAAAAAUGUCAGAACCACUUAGUAAUGAUGUCAGCACCGAAUCCUUGUGUACAGUUAUAGAGACCAGCAGUAACGAAUAUCUAUCAAAUAAAUUCUCUAAAGAUCCCAUUAAAUGCGUUUCACUAGAAUCCCUCGAUACCAAUCGGAUAUCACCAACAACAAAUAAUCUCAAAUCAAAUGGUUGUCUGCGUAAUUCCUUGGACGAAAGCUGUGAUACGGACACUACUGAAAAGUCCAUAAAUUACGCCACAACCGAAGAAGAAGGCGAAGUGGUCGAGAAGAAACCGAAAACAAAAUUAAAAAAAUCCGUAUCCUUUGAUCCGAAUGAUGAGAAAAUCAAGAAAUUUAUUGCCGGUGAACCGAUAGUUGAUCAACAGAAUCCUUUCAAAACAAAUGGUUAUUUAAAUACCACGAAUGGUGGUAGUGCCAAGCGGAAAGAUAAGAAAACCCCUCCACCAGUACCAGCGAAACGCUCAACACUAAGUGUCCGAAAGACGGUGACCCAACAGUUGCGCGAACGUGAACGCGAAAAGGAAAAAGAACGAGAGAGGCAAAAGAACGAAGCCAACAAUCGGAAAAGUAACGGUAUCAUCAAAUCACCCUCCGAUGAAUUUGUUACCACAGAAGAGGUCCUAAAACAAUCGAAAUACGUUAAAACCUACAUUAAAAAUCCGGAUCCAUAUUUUGUAUACGAUCCCACAGUAUUAGCUCGUUUAAAAUUUGAAGAAUUACGAGAUAUAGCAUUAAAAAAGCCACCAAAGAGGACAAUAACACAAGGGGCGGCGGCGCCACAGCCCCAACCGCGGGAACGGCUUAAGGAAUUGAAAAAUCGCCAAAAUGAAAAUAGGCCCACAAAAACGCCAAUAACAUUUAAAAAGUGCUCGAAACCGAAUUAUCCGGAUUUAUCCGAUCUGAAAAUAAAAACUGGCACCGAUCUAGAAGACAGUCUCUAUAAUCCGUUGGAGGUUACAAAAAACGCCAAGAAGUUUGAUGAACGUGUCAAGAAACUGCAUAUAUCCUCAGAUGAUGAUCUAGACGAAAUUGAGGAGCCAUUAACAAAAAGUGAAUCCAGUGAUGAUAACAAUAUGAGCGGAACCCAGCAGGAAACCGAUAAAAUGCAACAAACUAAUGAUAAUAAUAAUUGUGGCGGAGAACCUUGCAGUAGCCGAGAACCUUCUCCACCACCCACAGGCACCUUUACCAAUACCAUUAAAUCGAAAGAAUUCCAAGAAUAUCUUGAAAAGAAAGGUCUCACUUUAAUACCCAAAAAGAUACCGAAUGGCGCCCAACCGAUGUAUGGCAGUAAAUCCCAACCAAAUAUGUCUGCCAUAAAACAAAUAAGCUUUAAGGCCGAACCUGAACGCAUACAAUUCAAUAGCAAUGGCUCGGAUAGUGUAGAUGCAGCUUCGCGUAAUAAUAAACCUUCAGUAUUUCAGAGGCUUUUGGCUAAUAGUAUUUUUGCUUCACGUCGCAAGACAACACCCAAAGAACCGGUUCCUAUAAUUAAACCCUUAUACGAUGGCAACAAUGAAAAUGGUUCCUUGAAACCCAUUAAACGGGUUGUGCUCGAACGUCAAAGUUUCCAUGGCAGGCCAAAGGCUGGCAAUCUCCUAAGUCCCGCCGAGGCCUUGGAGUUGAAACAACAACUGGAGAGGUCACGCAAAAGUUAUGCCAGUGGUGAUGACAUCUCUCUAUCGAUCUCAAGUGCUUUGACAAAUGCCGAACAGAAAGGCAAUGAGAAUCUCACAAACACCAUAAUCAAAUCCAAUACCAUAGGUACCCCGGGAUUGAGAAGAAAGGAAUUGCAAGGCAAGUCCAUAACCAAACCACCUAGAAGAACUUUGUCGCGUGAGAGAAUUACAAAAUAUGAACCGCCCAAAAUGGUACUCAGUGAAAGGCCAAUAAAUGUCAACAACAAUCUUUACACCUUGGCGAGGGAAACUGCAGCCCCUGCCAACCGGGAAAAGAGUGAUACGAAUUUUAGACGAACCCUGGAUCGUCAAAGUAUGAUACCAAAACGUACAACUCAACAACAGGAUAAGCAACAAGUUUUUGGUCGAUCUUCAUCAAUGGAUCGUAAUGAAAUUUUGAAGAGAAAUGCAAAUCGUGGCGCCCAACAGCCGAAUGCACAACAUCAAAGGUCAAACAGUGUGACGGGGGAGGCUUUAUUGGCACCCAUCACCACAAGGACGGGAGAUAAUGUACAAGAGACCACAUUCCCGGUAAAUGAUGGACCACCCAUUACCUCAACGCCCAUACGAGGUGGUGGCGGAGAGGGUGCAAACAUUAAUACGAAAAAUAUUUCACCAAUUUCCUCAAUACCCAAGAAAGCAUCCCAAUUGGGUGUCUAUGUGGAUCAGCAGGAGUGGGAACGUUUAAGAGCUAUUAAAGAACAAACAGAUCGUGAAUUAUAUUAUCGGGUUAUGCAGCAGCAACAGAAAAUACAACAACAACAACAGCAACAAGAUCAGGAUCAACAAAAUAUGGCUUCACCUUCCCAAAAUUCCGGAAAAUCUUCACAAAAUUUGGAAAACAUAUAUGAACACUUGCCCGGUGGUAGUCAAGUGCGUCUGACCUCGGGCCCCGAUGGACAGUUUGUACGAGGAUCACCACAACGCAAUACUUUUUCUGGGGUAAUACGCACCAAUGCCAAUCGCCAGGUGAAAAUUAUUGAUGGUAAACCUGUUGUCGCCCCUGAGCCCAUGGCAGCCAAUAAAACCAAUCAGCAGAAUUCCAUGCCUCGUUGUCAAAGUGUUUUGGGUAAUGUUACCGGCAGGGGAUAUGAAAGUGAAACUCCCGAAACCCCAGUAGUGCUACGACGCAAAGGUGAAGGUAAUCAAUCAAACCAGACCACAACCAGACGUAUUGGUGGCCUAUUGACACGGGAAGAAAUUCUUCAAAAAAUUAAAGAAUUUUGUCGCAAGUCUUUGAAUAAAACGCCAACCAAUCCCCAGCCAGCCCCAUUACAGGCUAUAUAUGAGAAACAGCCAACAGCUACAGAUUUGUCACCGGUUUCAUAUGUCUCCGUGGAGACACAUCAAAGACCUGGGUCACGUAUGUACGCAGCUCCCCAGGUGCCACAACGUAUGCACAGCCUACCAGCCCCGGCACCGGGACAUUUUGUGCCCAUUGCCCAGGAAAUAGUUACCGAUCCCAAUACCAAUUCUCCCAUUUAUGCCCAUGUUGUGAAGCGAGGCAGCCUUCAAUCCAAUCAAUCGGAGCUAUAUGAAAUACCACAUCGCACAGCUAUAGUGGCACCACCAACCCAAUAUAUUAUACGACGUGAACCAGCUGAGCUGAAGCCUGUCUAUAUACGUCCAGCUGGAACUUUACAAAGACCUGAAAGUGCCUUUUCUCCAGCGCCCACACAAUACAUCCUCGUCGAUGGUGAUAAAUUGCAGCCAGCACAAAUUAUUACAGCCUAUCCGCCGGCCACAGAGCUAUAUGCCCAACCCCAAUAUAUACGACCCCAUCAGCUACAAAGUAUGCCCGGUGCAGCAAGUUAUGGCUACAUAACAGUUCGAGAACCCCUCAAUAUACAACCGCAAAUAAUACGACCCCGUUUGCACGACGGACGUAGUACUCCAUUGAUACUUGAUCGCUCAAGUCAACAAGUGAGUCAAAUCUAUUGGACACCGCAACAUCAACGGCUGCAACAGCAGGCGGGACUAUUAACGGAUCAGAUUAGUCCACGUUACGCUCUAAAGCAGUCAUCGGCAGUGAUGAUGACAACAGCAGGUGGUCCAUUGCAACAACAACAGUUUCAAAAUCGUGCUACAACACCCCUAAUAAUGCAGCAGCACCAGCAGCAACCAUCUCAACUUUCACCCCAUUUACAAAACAUUCCAUCACAACAACAACAUCAGCAGCAACGGCAAUAUUCUGCAUCGCCUCUAAUUAGGGAGUCCACUCCCAGCCAGCAAAGUAUGCACCACAAGCCGCAACAGCCACAAAUUCAAGAAUUAACCAAUUCCCUGACAAAUGCCCGACAAAGUCCAGCAUUCGAUUGGGAGAGCGGUUCGGAGGCCGGUGAGGUUCAGCGUAUUAUGGAAAAGCAACAACAACACGAUCAACAGAAAAACGGUGAGUUAAAACGUGCAACUCUGUUAAGGAAUUUCAGGCUGAAAAUGGCACAGCUACUUAUGGGCAAAUCUAGAAAAUAAUAGUA
Messenger RNA from Musca vetustissima, 4192 nucleotides. RefSeq lists its product as uncharacterized. Bases 30 to 4187 code for a protein of 1385 amino acids. Lineage: Eukaryota; Metazoa; Arthropoda; Insecta; Diptera; Muscidae. The record is from RefSeq and is a predicted model, not a curated record. The transcript is spliced from 2 exons.